Prunus armeniaca (apricot) is the source of this 1095-nucleotide messenger RNA. The record is from the annotation of a GenBank genome assembly. NCBI's taxonomy places the organism in Eukaryota, Viridiplantae, Streptophyta, Magnoliopsida, Rosales, Rosaceae.
AUGGCUGUGGAGCUCAUGAUGGGAUUUAUUGACAGUUUUGCAGCGCAAAUGGAAGAGAAUGCUGUGAAGGAAGCUGCCUCAGCUGGAAUUCAAAGCGUCGAGAAGUUCAUAAGCUUGAUUUCGCAACACCACCACCAAUUCCAAGACUCUUCUUUUUCUUCCUCAUCGAACCCUGAAGCUGCUACAGAGUACAAAGCUGUUGCAGACAUGGCCGUGACCAAGUUCAGGAAGGUCAUUUCAUUACUGGACAAUGGAAGAACCGGCCACGCUCGGUUCAGAAGAGCUCCUGUCACUCCAUCUCCGCCUCCACCCCCACCGCCGCCUCAGGAAACAGAGACCCAAAUCCCAAGGCCUUCAAUUCAAGAACCUCAUAACCCAAAAACAGAUCAACCCCCUGGUUUCAAAACAGAGCAAUCCUCUGCUUUCAAGGUUUACUGCCCCACACCGAGUGUGCGUUUACCGCCUCUGCCUCACAAUCCCCAUCUGAAAACCACGCCUGUUGUGUUGACAAAGAGUGUUGGGUGCGCUGAGAGAAAGCUGGAUGCUCCUACCACCAUCAAUUUCUCACCCUCACCUUCGAUUUCCGCUGCCAAUUCAUUUAUGUCUUCUUUAACCACUGGAGAUGCUGAGGGUUCUGUGCAGCAUUCAAUGUCUUCUGGGUUUCAGUUCACAAACAUGUCACAGUCGUCCUCGGGCAAGCCGCCUCUUUCUUCUUCUUCGUUGAAGAGGAAGUGCAAUUCCAUGGACGAUGUUGCAGCUCUCAGGUGCGGCUCAUCUUCUGGGCGAUGCCACUGUUCCAAGAAAAGGAAAUCAAAAGUGAAAAGAGUGGUCAGAGUCCCUGCAAUUAGUAUGAAAAUGGCUGAUAUUCCACCGGAUGAUUAUUCAUGGAGAAAGUACGGUCAAAAACCCAUCAAGGGUUCCCCUCAUCCAAGAGGAUAUUACAAGUGUAGUAGCCAGAGAGGCUGUCUUGCACGCAAGCACGUGGAGCGGGCUCUAGACGAUCCAACCAUGCUGAUUGUGACCUACGAAGGUGAUCACAAUCACUCCCACAGUGUCACGGAUCCAACGCCUGCUCUCGUCCUCGAAUCAUCUUAA